AGGAAACGAGAAAGACUAAAAGUCAAUGUGCGUUGGCUACAAUGGGUUGGAUACCUGGAGGAGCUUGCCACCUGGGAAAAUGCGUCGAAGUUGUUGAGCACCCUUGAUAAGGAUAGGGUAAAGGAAUACCUAAAGAGUUUCAGUAGGGCCUGAUAUAUCACGUAUCCGCGAACUGUGGGAUAAACAGUCGAAGACUGGAGUGACGCCUUCCAAACGCAGAUCGCCUGCGGCGAACCCGCCAUCCAAGCGGCCUCGGGCUGAACCCACAAAAGCUGCAGGAGAAAAAUCUCAAACUGAUACAACAUCGAUAAAGCACAGUCGUCCUCCAAAGAAGCCACCUGUAACUCCAACUUCAGCACCGGCUUCAUCUCCGUCUCCGGCCCCGGGUCCAGGUUCAACUGGAAUAGUGGCAUAUGACUUGCGCCCCAAGGACAAGAUCAUGGGCGGCCUUUCAGAUUCUGACCUUUAUCCACUGCAGCCCGGCGUAUCUGGUAAGCAAGCAUGGCUUACUGGCAGGAUCAUCACAUCCUUCCUAAAGAACCUGGCCCUCCUCUGCGACAUGGCGACCUUUGAAGUCGUAGAGCCCGGGUCAUCUGGCCGCUUGCUAUCGAAAGACAUUCGCAAAUUUGCCGAGACCAACGGCGCCAUGGUUGCCAUCUGCUUCAACAGCCAUUGGGUUUUAGUCAUGAUCUGGCCCUCGCGCCGUGAGCGACUUUUGGGCAUCGAUCCACCAACAUUUGAGCCCUCCGCCUCAGCCACUGCUUCCGGCUGGAAAAUAAAGUGGGAGCCAUGCCCACAGCAGCAGUCUGACUUUGACUGUGGGAUCUCCGUCCUGGUUGCAGCGACCUUUUACGCGACCGGCCACGAAAUACCUUCUUCUUUGGCUUAUGACCUGUGGCGGCGGCUACUGUUGGCCAUCGCUUCAGGAAAUGUGUUUUCGCUACCGAAGAUGGAGGAGCUACCCGAAUCCCUCCGCUCGCUGCCUGCAAAGCCCGAUAUCAAACUGAUUAGAACACAUAUUCAGGGGCUACAGGAUUUUCAAACCCGCCAAGUCGCUCGAGCAUCCAUUGUCGAGGCCCUCCCCACCGCAACGCCUGUUGUAAAAAGUCUAAAAGCCCAGGUGGCGGAAAAGUACAUGCAGACGCGUUUUGUCGAUCUUGAGGAUCUGUACUUUAGACUCCAUAAUCUCAGUCUCGAUACUUACUCACAAAAGUUGGACGUGCCUUCCGAUUCUCGAUAA
Molecule: messenger RNA, 1240 nt
Organism: Pyricularia pennisetigena
Lineage: Eukaryota; Fungi; Ascomycota; Sordariomycetes; Magnaporthales; Pyriculariaceae
Exons: 3
Coding region: 440-1240 (266 amino acids)
Source: RefSeq, a predicted model, not a curated record